AUGGGAAUAAUCAUAGUAUUAAUCUAAUUCAUCGUAACUGCCUUAAGCUAAACUAAUAAUUCAAUCGAUUGCAAUAAAUAUUUCUAUAAAUUUGGAACUACUGAGUCACCUCUUGUUUUUAGUGGAGAUGUAGUUUAUAUUUAGGAAUCUCAGCAGGUCUAAAUUAAUGCGAAAUAUACUGAUGUUCUAUUUGAAGAUCCAAUUUAUUUUGGUUUUAUUGAAGAAGAUGGAAAGCCUCCAGAAACAACAUGUCUAAAACUCGCAGUUCAUCGCUUAGAUAAUACUCCUUAAAUAAUAUAAAGUUUAUCUAUUAUAACUUCAAAUAAUAUCAUUAAUUAAUGGAGACAUUAUUCGUUUAAAUUACCAUUACCAAAAUUAAAUAAUCAAGAUGUUUCCACCAAAAAUUAAAAAAUUCGUGCAUAUAAUGGAUCCUAUUCAAUUAAUUUUGAAUCAACUCAGCAAAGAGAUUUUAAAUAUGUAUUUAUCUUUAAUUUCAUUAUCACUGUCGAUAGUCAAACUGAGCUCCUUAUCGAUACCAAGUUUUAAACUUAAAUUGAAAUUAAUUAAUCACUUAUCAUACUUCCUGUAUCUAAACUAUUAUGGUGUGCUGACCUUGCUUGUGAAACUCAUUUGAAUGAAUCUCCAUUUCUCAAAUUGAAUGAUUUAUUUGCUAUAAAAUAAGUAAUCGUAGAUAGUCAAAUUAGUAAUUAAAUAAUAGAAAAUAUUAAAGUUGAAAUUAUAGGUAAAUCACUUUAUCGGAAAGAAAAACCAAUGAAUUUGAAUAAUAAAACUCCAGGAUAAGUUAUAAUUUAAUUGAAAGUACCAAUAUAUUGGAAAAAUGUAAGUAUCAAGGUUACUUCAGCAAUAUCAGGAAAACCUUUUAUUUAUGGUUUUGAAAAUACUAUUGAUACUAGCUUUAAUUCUCUUGAUUAGUCCUGUGUUGAUGGAACUCAAAUUAAAUCAGUUGACUCUGAAUUAAGAUGGUGCUCUGAUAUUACAUGUUAAAAAAUUUUGGAAUAAACUCCGAGUUUGCACAUUAAUGAUUUUGUUUAUAUUUAAUAAUUAGUUAAUUGCUCAGCCUGUCAAAACUACUUUUUGACUCAUACUGAAGUAUGGUUUGCCAAUGGUGGAUUAAAUAAAAAAACAAAUUUAGUUGAAAUUAUUAAUAAUACCAAAGGAUAAGUUAAUAUGAAAUUAAAAAUUGAUGUAGUUUGGAAUAAAGUUUCAAUUAAAGUUACUUCAUUUUUAAGUGAAACCUCAGAUCAAGAUGAAGACGAAGGGUCAAACUUACUUGACUCUUUAUAAGCCACCCUUGAAAUCGAAUGUACAAAACCUGAAGGAAAGGAGGUUUGUGCAACUUGCGAAGAAUAAUGCAACAUAAAUGGGUAUUCCGAUGAUACUUGCGGAUUUUGCAAUAGUUAUGGAUUCUUAACAUUUUUAAACAUGAUAUUAUUGUUUGCCUUAACUAUUUGA
This is a messenger RNA of Paramecium tetraurelia, 1473 nucleotides long. RefSeq lists its product as uncharacterized. The transcript has a single exon. The record is from RefSeq and is a predicted model, not a curated record. NCBI's taxonomy places the organism in Eukaryota, Ciliophora, Oligohymenophorea, Peniculida, Parameciidae.